This is a messenger RNA of Penicillium hordei, 1152 nucleotides long. Its product is annotated as heme-dependent oxidative N-demethylase family protein. The record is from RefSeq and is a predicted model, not a curated record. NCBI's taxonomy places the organism in Eukaryota, Fungi, Ascomycota, Eurotiomycetes, Eurotiales, Aspergillaceae. The coding region runs from base 1 to 1152 and encodes 383 amino acids. The transcript is spliced from 3 exons.
AUGGAAAGUAUCAUUUCAUCCUUAUUGCUGCUCAUUCUGGGCUUGGUGGCCGUCAAGGCUGUUUCGAAAAGGUUCAGUGGCAAGUCUGCUGAUAAUGGCAUCGUCUCGUCCGUCUUUGGCUCGAAGAUUGAUCCCUUUUAUGCUGUUGAGCCUCUGGAAGACUUUGACUUCAAAACAACCCCUCCAAUUGAUUACAAGCCAUAUAGAACACAGGGCCAUGUUACCAUGGGUAUGUCUUCACAUCCUGCACAUCCGGCCAAUGUUAACGAACUAGGGAUCCAAAAACAAUCUCGCUCCAAUUGGAUUCGAAUUGACUCCGGUUAUCUGAAACGACUCGAAGAACGACGCGGUCUCGUUGAAGACAAGCCAGAACUCACCAUCGGAACAGGCAAGAUCGUGGAUCCGGCCAUUGAAGAACUCUACGAGGAGAUCAUGAUUAAGUACCUCCCCCAGCGCUUCCCAACCAUGUUCAAGAUAUGCGGCAAUAUUGUCGAAAACCUCGCAACUGGCUCAAAUUACCCGUUCACCACGGCCGGUCUCACUCCCGCUGUUAUGCUCCGCUACCUUUCUGAUAAUGUCGAGGAGGAUUUCUACUUCAUGUGUCCCGAUCCUGAUGGACAGUUCCGUCUCCGUGGAUACAUUGCUUGUUUUCCUGGUGGUUUUUUGAGCCCUGCGAGAGUCGGCGAGUCAGUUAGGGAGAUUCACCAGCCUGUUCCUGGUUACGAUAAGAAGUUAGGUGCCAGUGUGGACCGAUACUUUUCUCGCAUGAAACCGGGUCAGUUCAUCGGACGUAUGAACUGGUCUCUUCAAGUCGACGGCGCAGACCUCUUUCGUACCGACGGCAACAACUUUUACCCAGAAAAAGAGGAAGUCGUCGAUAACGAAAAGUACAGCCCUCCUCUGACUGAAUGCUACCUCCGCGCUGAGCAUCAGACAUUGACCGCUCUGCCCAAAUCCCGAGCAAUCAUUUUCACUGUCCGCAGCUACAUGACUAGACUUGACGAGUUGCGCGCAAAUGGAGAAGGAAAUGCCCUUGCCGACGCCAUCGAGUCCAUGCCAGAGGGUCUUGGACAGUACAAGAUGCGGCAAUACUGGGGUGGAAAGGUCUUACCUUGGUUGAGGGGUGGUCCUGGAGAUGCAACCGUGGAGUAG